AUGAAGAGUCGAACAUGGUUCUUCAUUCCUUUCAUUGUCGUUGAAAUUGUUGGCUAUGUUGGUCGAUAUCUUAACUCGCAUCAAAGCCCCAACUGGACCAUCACGCCUUAUGUCGUGCAAUCGCUCUUGUUGUUGAUCGCUCCGGCCUUCUUUGCCGCCUCAAUCUACAUGAUCCUAGGCCGCUGCAUCGUUGCCACAGGCCACGACUCCCUAUUUGUCAUCCCAGUCAAGUGGCUUACCAAGAUAUUCGUCGCUGGUGAUGUAAUCUCAUUCUUCGCCCAGUGCGCUGGUGGCGGUCUCCUAUCUUCUGCAAAGACCCAUUCCAAGGUCACUCUCGGACAGGACAUUAUCAUCGCCGGUCUUUUCAUUCAGAUCGCCUUCUUUGGGUUCUUCGUUGUGACUGCCGGAAUCUUCCACUACCGGCUCUUGGAGUGCCAUGAUUGCAUUGCGAAUUCUGCCAUCUCGGUGCUCUACACCGCCAGUAUAUUCAUCCUGAUCCGGUCCGUCUUCCGUGCUAUUGAGUACAUUACCGGCACUACUGGCCCGAUUAUGUCAACUGAGGUGUAUCUCUAUGUUUUUGAUGCUGCUCUGAUGUUCUUGACGAUGAUGACGUUCAACAUCUUCACUCCCAAGUCACUGGUGAUUCCCUGUUCGACUCCACAUGACAUUGAGGCUGCCGAUAAGGAAAUGGUUGACAGCUCCAGUGAAGUGAGCAAUGAAAAAUAA
Molecule: messenger RNA, 726 nt
Organism: Penicillium odoratum
Lineage: Eukaryota; Fungi; Ascomycota; Eurotiomycetes; Eurotiales; Aspergillaceae
Product: RTA1 domain-containing protein
Exons: 3
Coding region: 1-726 (241 amino acids)
Cellular component (GO): membrane
Source: RefSeq, a predicted model, not a curated record